UGUUUUAGGGCUAGCUCUGGUGAAUCUGUGCCAUGGGGAAGGAUCUCUGCACAUGCUCUAAGGAUCUCUUCUUUAUUACUAUGUCACAUGUCUCGGUCCUCAGCACUGUCCCUGGAAGCAGUCUGCAGAGCUGAGAGUUCUUGUUUUGUACGCUGACUAAUUCCUAACCUUUGUGCUUCCUCCAGGCGCCAUCGUUGCCCUCAUAUAACCAGACCCUUCGAAAUGAACGAGAAGCCAUGUCUCCUCACUGAGUAUACAGAGAAAUACCCACUUUAUCCCAACUUUGAACCCAGAGAAUCCUGCAAACCCGUCACAGAGUACAAUAAGCAGCCAGUACCAAUGGAGGGCAUUUCUACUAUGAGGAGAGAUUACGUCCCUCAUGAAGUAUCGCCUAUAAAGCUGAGGCCUCCCGAACAAUAUUUCAAGAGUAAUGCAGCUAUGGACCUGUUGUCUACGUAUAAGCAAGACUACAACCCUUACCCCAUUAAUCGAGUGCGUCCUUGCAUGCCUCAGGAACGGAAAUAUUCUUCCGAUGACAAGAUGACCACAGUACCAACAUACAAAGCUGAUUACUUGCCAUGGAAGCAGCCCAAAAGGGACAUGAUUAAGCCGCCACACACUUUCCGCCCAGCAGAAGAUAAAUUUGACUGUCGGACUACGCACCAGGAUGAGUACCUUUACAAGGGCCCAGUGAUUACAAAGAGCUGCAAACCUUUUAGAUCGCCACGCAUUACAAAGAUACCCUUGGACACUAUGACCAACUAUAAGUUGAAUUACGUGGCACACCCCUUGUCCAAACGCCACGCCCAUGUCCCUGAGCCAUUCAAGCCCAGCAAGGAGCCAUUCGACGGUCUCACCACCCACAAGCAGUCCUACAAAGGGCUGGCAGGGCCACCCGCUCAGUCUGUGAAGCCACCUUACGUGAGGCCGGACCUUGCCAAUUUUGAGGGGACUACUGAAUUCCGGGAAAAGUUCUUAGCUUGGCCAAUGGCCCCGCCGGUCAGCAGGAAGCCUGCCGCAUACACACCGCCUAAGGAGAAGAUGGACCUCAAGACGAUGGCGCAGAUUCAUUACGUCGACCCUCACGGCCGCCCGGCAACGUCCUGCAAACCCCUGGCCCGUGUCGUAACCAACACAGAUCCCUUCGACCACUGCUCCACCAUGAAGGAGGAUUAUAAGCAUUGGGACUAUUCGAAACCUAAGGCCAUUGUUCCUCACUGCGAGGUCACGUUGCCCAAAGUCCCCAUGGACACCUUGACCACCUUCCAGAGCCAUUAUGUGCCUCACCCGCUUCCAUUCACCAAGAGCUUCAAGCCCCGAUUCCCGGCGUCUCGGCCUCAUGUCCCGUUUGUUGACGAAACUACCUACGCCACGUGCUACACACCCAAGAAAGUCCAUAUCUGCCCUGCCACGUACAAAGAGCCCCCCGGCUAUGUAUUUGAGAAGAUCGAUGAAGCAGGGCACAGGCGGUUCCGUCCUGCUACGGUGGCCCAGGACCGAUGUGCGUCCAGUUUGAAUAUUGGCGACCGUAGAAGCAGUCUUCCCGGCGGCAGCUUAAGUCAAACGGGCCUCAAAGAGAUUGCGAUGAAAGCCUGAUGUUUUUCGAGCUAGUUUUCAACACACCACUGAAUUUAUUCGUUGAUGAAUUCUAUUGGUAUCAUGUUUAUUUCCAGAGGCUUGUCGUCCUUCUAGUAGAGCUGAAUAAAUAACUAACAUUCUAGGAAA
Messenger RNA from Podarcis muralis (Common wall lizard), 1725 nucleotides. RefSeq names its product stabilizer of axonemal microtubules 1 (gene SAXO1). Lineage: Eukaryota; Metazoa; Chordata; Lepidosauria; Squamata; Lacertidae. Gene Ontology annotation, molecular function: microtubule binding. Gene Ontology annotation, cellular component: cytoskeleton; sperm flagellum; centriole. The record is from RefSeq and is a predicted model, not a curated record.